AUUUCGCGGAAACAUGUUGGAUAUCGGCAAGCGAUUGAUCUUAGCGCUUUUUAUUUUGCCACUACUGUAUGAGCUCAAUAACUGUGAGCGCAAACUUGGCAUUGGUAUGUAUUACAUGAAUUACACUGCCGGUCCAAAGUAUAACUUCAGUGUAUUCAAUUACAAAUUCUACAAUGUGGACAAUAAAAUUGUAAUUUAUGUUGAAUUUAAACUAUAUGAAGAUACUCAUUUCACUGCAGAUAUCAAACUUGAUAUGCUACGUGCUAAUGAUAAAAAAAUGAAUUUGCUAAAUACACACCAAGAUGGCUGUAAUCUAUUCAGCGCUGAAAAGUCAAAACUUCGCGGAAACAUGUUGGAUAUCGGCAAGAGAUUUGUCGUAGUGCUUUUAAUUCUACCACUACUGUACGAGUUCAAUAACUCCGAGCGCAACCUUGGCAUUGGUAUGUAUUAUAUGAACUACACUGCCGGUCAAAGGUAUAAUUUCAGUGUAUUCAAUUACAAAUAUUACAGUGUGGACAAUAAAAUUGUAGUUUAUGUUGAGUUCGAACUAUAUGAAGGUGGUAAUUUCACGGCACACGUCAAACUUGAUAUGCUACGUGCUAACAAUAAAAAAAUGAAUUUGCUGAAUAUGGAGCAGGACGGCUGUAAGGUACUAAACGGCGUGCAUAGCAGUCGUUUGUUAAAAAUUAUCGCGAGUGAGAUUAUUCGAGUUGUCAACUUGCCGGCGAAGUGUCCGCUUUUAGCAAAUAAAUUAUAUAUCGUCAAUAACUACACUUUGGAAGGGCAAUCACUUCCCUCAUUUAUACCGCCACUACACUGGGUUAUUCAAACAAAAUUUAAGGUUAACAAUAAAUACCUUGGUUAUAUGAUUCUUCAGGGCAAUAUUUUCAAACCUAAAACGGAUUCUACAAAGUUGAAGACUUGA
This is a messenger RNA of Bactrocera tryoni, 925 nucleotides long. RefSeq lists its product as uncharacterized. Lineage: Eukaryota; Metazoa; Arthropoda; Insecta; Diptera; Tephritidae. The coding region runs from base 14 to 925 and encodes 303 amino acids. The transcript has 5 exons. The record is from RefSeq and is a predicted model, not a curated record.